AUGAGGGAGCUUGUGGGGAUGGGAUUCGAUCCCACAGCGGCAGCCGAGGCGGUGCGGGAGACGGGCGGCGCGGGGGUCCAGCAUGCCAUCAACUGGAUGCUGGACCGACCCAAUGUCCCUGCUGCUGCCCCGCGGCCGGACCCGCACCCCACUGCGGGCCCCCUCGGCCGUUCUCCACUGGCCCUCUCCCAAAGCACGAUCGACCAGGCUUUCCAAGACCUGAGCCAGCUGAUGAGCAAGGCCGAGGAGAUGGUGAAGCUGGCCGAGUACUUCAAGGAGCGCCUGCACCAGCAGCCGGGGGCCGGAGCGCCGGAGGCAGAGCUGGACGCUGAGACGGCCCUGGACCUCUUUGAUCUGGGCCUGGUCACCCCAGUGACCAAGGAGAGUGCCGGGCGGCAGUACCACCGGGAGCUUGCUCGACAGCUGGUGGAGGUGCUGCAGGGCCCGCUCCAGAAGGCCGGCGGCAUGCUGCCGCUGCCGGAGGUGUACUGCCUGUAUUGCCGCGUGCGGGGCUCGGAGCUCAUCUCCCCCGACGACCUACUGCAUGCGCUGGAGUGCCUGCCCCACGUGCAGGCGCCCAUGCAGCUGAGGGACUUCACCUCUGGUCUGCGGGUGGUGCAGGCCGCCUCGUUUUCGGAUGACAGGCUGUGCCAGCGGAUUCUGGACAUCCUCGGCGGCGAGGGGCCAGCCGGUCAGCCUCUGGGCCAGGGACUCAGCGUAGAGGAUGCUGUCGCCAUCCUGGGUACCCCCAGAGCCCUGGCGGCGGAGCAGCUGGAGCUCGCCGAGGGCAGGGGAUUGCUGUGCAGGGACGAUGCUGGGCACGGCAGCGUGGUGUUUUAUCGCAACUUUUUUGCCGCCCUGUGA
This is a messenger RNA of Auxenochlorella protothecoides, 864 nucleotides long. RefSeq names its product Vacuolar protein sorting-associated protein 36. The transcript has 4 exons. The record is from RefSeq and is a predicted model, not a curated record. NCBI's taxonomy places the organism in Eukaryota, Viridiplantae, Chlorophyta, Trebouxiophyceae, Chlorellales, Chlorellaceae. Bases 1 to 864 code for a protein of 287 amino acids. Gene Ontology annotation, molecular function: ubiquitin binding. Gene Ontology annotation, biological process: protein transport to vacuole involved in ubiquitin-dependent protein catabolic process via the multivesicular body sorting pathway. Gene Ontology annotation, cellular component: ESCRT II complex; late endosome membrane.